UGUUUCCACGAUAGAGUACCCUGCAGUACAGAAUACGCAAUACACAUGAAUUUCAAAUCUCCAGAUUGCCAGAAGAUGAUUGCUAUCGUCAAAUAAAGAUCUUCUUUUUCUCCAGCCCAAGGGCCUAGCUGUGAUUGAGCCGUUGAAGUGAGGCCAGCCGGCCAUAUUUGGAGAGAUAUGGUAAACACUCUGAGAGGAUGAUACAACAUCUUUGCCUGACAUGGAACUAUUUUGAAAGUUCAAAUGUCGGAAAAUGAUUUUGAGGAAAUGGAUUAUUGGUUGCUACCUUGUAUAUUGUGUUACCAUUGGCCUUGCAUAUCAAAGAAAGCAAUUUCAUAAUUAUGAACUUCGUCAAAACUCGAAUGGAAACUACAGAUUUGGCGCCCAUAUUGAUUCGUCACCCAUCAAUAAAUUUGCAAAAACAAUAUACGAUCAACUACGACAAGCUGCGAGCAAGGUGCCGAAAGGUGUCCGUGAUGUUCCGAGGUCGCACGGGUUCGAGUCGAGGCCAGGACGUGCGAGGGCCAGCUUGUUUGGUAGGUCACGCGGUCGUGAGAUCUCUGGGGAAUUGGUUCCGCGGAAUGGGGAAAUCGUUGAGAUUGUGGACGAGGACGCGAGGAAUAAUGAUGUUUUGAAACGUGAUGAGAUCAGGAGACCCGAGGUGACCCCGGGUAUUUCAAGGCGUUUUCUACAAAUACCAGUCAUUGGGGCCAGUGGUCAAUGUGGUCAGCGUGCAGCGCAACGUGCGCCGGUGGAAAGCGAUCACGUGAGCGGAAAUGUGGAAAUGCUUUGACCGACGAUGAAAAUACAUGCCCUGGGUCCAGCGUAGAAACUGAAUCUUGCGUCGUUCAGAGCCACUGUCCAGUCGACGGAGGUUACACAGAUUGGACAGCAUGGUCCAGUUGUUCAGAGACUUGCGGUCCGUCAAUACAAAUGCGCAUGCGUAUCUGCAUGAACCCGAGGCCUCAAUACGGCGGACGAGAUUGUGCUGGAUCGAGAUUUAAAAUUCGAAAUUGCACCAUGCCUGCUUGCUAUGACAAAAUUGCUACUGCAGAAUCAUCUAACCAAAGUGAAAGUAAUGACCUCGAUUCCAGCGAGCUCCUUGAUAGUUUGAAAGCAGUCUUACAGUUAAAAACAUCAAGUCUUGAAGACAAAUUAUCCAACCAACCUACUGACACCGCUUCGAAGCUGUUUGAUACUAUCUACCAUGGAGCUGAUGAGGUUACAACUCCCGGCAUCCCGGAAAACUUGUCCAAAAGCGAUAAGUCUGGCGAAGGAACAAGUGACAAUAAGGGAAAUGACCUUAAACCUGGGUCCAAAGUGUUUGCCAAAAUUGGGAAUUCGGUUGGGCUUACAAAUGCUUCGUUGAAAUCAGUUUCAGACCAAAGACCUGCCAACGAAAACAACGGCUUCUCCAACAAUGACAAGCUUUUGGAAGAGAGCAAAAGCAUUUUGUCGAAUGAAGAAGAUGGUUCUCUUAGUUCACAUUUGAAGAAUACUUCUGACAAUGCAGAUAAUGAUGUCAGCGUGUUUGGCGGUAAAACGUCGAAGGAAAAAUUUGGAAAUGGUCUGAAUUCUCAGGACGUAAUAAAAACGGGACGCGGUGAAAUUAGAGGAAGGGUAUAUACAGGUGAUUAUAGUGACAUUGUUGAAGAAAGCCACGCGUUAGAAUCAGAGGGGUUUGACCAAAACCGCGAUGUUAAAAAGAACAGUAUGACCCCUCCUGUAAACAACAUUGCCAUUAAGAAACUCGAUUCAAUUUUCGUGAACCAUGUUGCUCAUGAUGCUCAGAAUAGCAGUGAUGAAAUCAAGGCUAAUGAAAUAAACACACAGAACUCCAUUUUGAACAUGCCCAAUCCACAGAUUACAACCUUCAGAGGUUCAAAAACCAGCCCCCAAAUCGGUCGAAAAGGAAACUCAACCAUACGUUCGAACGGCAAAAAACAAAUGAACUUUGAACUGACAGAGAAACUUUAUGAUCAGGUUUUAAACACGUCCACGCUGAAAACAUUGCUGGGUUCUAGAACGUCUGAAAUGCAAGAUGGCCACGUGCAAACCAUGGUGUCUACACCUGCACCUCACGUGAACAAUAACGUGCGAUUACGAACAGCUAGUGUUACCACUACCGUCAAUGGUACCUCCGUGUCCAGUUUAUUGGGUGUUAUUCGAGAUGAUUCGGACGAUCGUUCAUACAAAGGAAACAGUGAGAAGAUCUCACGAAACAAAACAAUCCUGAUUCGCGAUGAUGGAGAUUGGAGCGCAUGGUCCAGUUGUUCUUCAUCUUGCGGUCAUGGCUAUCAGACUAGAAGUAAAGAGGUAUGUCUACUGUCCUCUGGAGGGAAUGAUUGCUCACAUGUGAAAAUACAGAAGAAAUCUUGCGUGGAAAGGAACUGUCCAGAAAUCCAAAACAAACCUUCAUAUCGACUUGUGAAAGUGAGGAAAAUGCAAAACGAUUCGACUCAAGGAUAUUUUCAUCACCACGACGAUGUCUCUUUAGCAGGCAGUAUUUCUCCAGACAAAGAUGCAUUUUCCACCGGACAAAAACACGAGACAGAAAUAAUGGGACUAGUGAGACCAGAGCUGGACGCGGAUUUCUAUCCCUGGACGCCAUGGACUGACUGCUCUCAAUCCUGUGGCCAGGGGGGUGUUCAAACAAGAACCAGACGAUGUCAAAAUGUGGACAAACCAAACUGUGUGGGAGCCUCUCAGGAGAACAAAACAUGUUCUAUAAGAUCUUGCCCGGUGAAUGGUGAUUGGUCGGCUUGGUCAGAUUGGACACCCUGUUCACAGACUUGUGGCAAGUCUGUCAAGUUACGCAUGCGCAAGUGCGACAAUCCUGCAGCCUCAAAUGGCGGCAGAAGUUGUUAUGGACACGAAAAAGAGGAAGAACAAUGCGACCUCCAAGUUUGCUCUGUGAACGGUCAGUGGUCCUCUUGGUCGGCUUGGAGUGACUGCCACGUGACGUGUGGACACGCCUUGAGGCAGCGAUCUCGCAACUGUGACAAUCCUUCACCAUCUCACGGAGGACUUCAUUGCGAAGGAGAGAGUGUGGAGCAUUUGAGCUGCUACCUUCCAUCUUGUCCGAUUGACGGAGGUUUCAGCCACUGGCAAAGUUGGAGCAAAUGUCAUAAAAGUUGUGGUGAAAACUCGUUCAAAACAAGGUUCAGGUUCUGUAACAAUCCCCCGCCAUCUGACGGAGGACACUCGUGUCAUGGUGAUCGCUUACAAGUGUCCAAAUGUCCCAAAAAGAUUUGUACAGAACCGGUAGAUGGUGGCUUUAGUCACUGGUCCAACUGGUCAUCGUGCAGCCAGAAUUGCCGACUUGGUUCUUUCAAAAAGCGCACGCGCGUGUGUGAUAACCCGAAACCGCUGUACGGCGGCUUGGAGUGCACUGGUGACACCGUUGAGAAAUCCUAUUGCAGUGUUGACGAGUGCAAAGUGGAUGGCGGGUUUUCUGAUUGGUCCUCGUGGAGUUCAUGCAGCCAAUCGUGUGGAGACACAGCGAUAAAGUCCCGUGAACGACGGUGUACCAAUCCUCGGCCUUCGGGUGGUGGGAAGAAUUGCUCUGGGGAAACCUUUGAAAUCAAGCUUUGUGACAAGAUACCGUGUCAUCCAGUUCAAACAAGCCCCACACCAACAGCUAAAAACGAGCAAACAGACCCGCCACUUGUACAGACCAUUAUCGACGAAAAAGAGCAACUCAUGUCGGAACGAAAUAACGGGAAUAACGCUGGAAAUUUAUUCUCAGAUCUGAAGGAAAAACUGAUUGAGAAUCUCAAGAAACUCGCUCCAGACCUAGGACUGUCGCUCGGUAAUACGACUUCAAAGAACAGUAGCACCCCAGGACAAUUAAAAGCAGAAGGCGGAAAUAAUCACGUCACGAGCCCCACUCAAGGAGUUACUGAGGUUCUCGAUGAUGCUAGAGAGAAACCAAAGAUGAAGUUUGGACAAAAAGCGAAGCAAGAGGUGGUUGAGGAACAGUUGAAGGAUCCUGACGAUGCAUCUCAAGACGAGUCAAACGAAGAUGUUAAUCCUAUAAAAUCUUGUGGUUUCAAUCCUUGUCGACUUGCGAAGUGUCUGGCAGACCCGUUUGCCGACUGCAUCCCGAAUGCAGAUUGUGAUCCUGUCUACUACGAUAGCCUUGGAAACGUGAAAAAAGAUUGCAGUGUUGAAACAACAUUCCUGACCGUGCCUUCAAACGAUCUAUGUCAACGAGACCCCUGCCAAAUGUCCAUGUGUUUGAAACUGCCGAUGACAAAAUGUGUAACCAGUGCCUUGUGUAGGCCCGUCUUCUUUGAUGAAACUGGAAAUGUACUGAAUUGCACAGGUGUUUUGAAGACGCCUGUGCGAUUAUCGUGUGGUAAGGAUCCUUGUGUUGGCAAAUUAUGCCCAGUCGAUGCUCAAGCGAGAUGCUUCACUGAUCAUGAAUGUAAAUCCACCUUCUGGAAUCUAAAUAUCAAAGAAGAAAUCCCCGAAUGCAAGGAUCCCGACGCUGGUGAAGAAAAUGCUGACGAGCGUUCUGCAACGCCUUCCAUGCCUGACGAUGGUUCACCGUUCAGAAAAACUCUCCACAGACCUUGGAUGAAACUGAGCAAGUCUGCUCUGAACGAGAUCCUGAAACACAGUCAAAGCAACAGCAUUUUAAUGGCCCAUGCAAAACUGAAGCAUUUCCGUGGGAAGAGCAGGUUGACUUUGGGGCAGUCUGGGUUAACUACGACACUUCACGAACCUAACGACGAUGACGUUACGAGAACGUCCGAUGACGAGACGAACAAUGCCGGGGACGUUUCGAACGAUGCCGGGGAACGACUAAAACAAAACAACAACCCAAGGAAGAAUCCCAUUCUUACACUGACCUCUCUCAAUGCUGACCAAUACAUGAGCCAGGGGGGGAACGGAGUUGGCGUGACGAAGGACUGGAAACUAAAACUAAAACCACCUAUACACAUGAAUGGUUACGUCGAGAGUCCCCAGGUCUAUAAAGUGAAGACGCUUGCACAAGAUAGAGACCAAAAUGCUGAGGAAUAUUUAUUGAACCACCGGAAAAACGACCUUUUCUCCCAGGGUCUGUCUUCGCAGGGGCUAAAUUCCGGGGGUCUUUCUUUGAAGGGACUAAAUACAGAAGAUCUUUCUUCGGGUCUCAAUUCGGCCAAACUAACUCCUGAUAGUCUUGAUUCUUCGAGGUUCAAUUCGGAGGGGAAAAUCUCCCAGGCAGGAGGAUUAACUUCCGAGGGUUUAUCUCCCGGACGAUUGCCGCUAGAAGGACUAAACUCCGAUGGGGUAUUAUCACAAGAAAGACUUGGCCUGCAUCCAGGUUAUAUGAGAUUCACCCCUGCACAACAGAGUAAAGUACCAGGCACCUUUAACAGCAUCGACAAACUUUUGAAAAGCGACGAGGCACAUGUGGAAGGUGGUGUCAUUGAUUCUGUGCACGGGGUAACCCCAAACCCAUACGAUAAAGUUCUCAAGCAGGACAUUAAUGACUUGGAGAGUGCUUUAUCGAAUGCCGAUGGUCAAAUCCCCGGAGAGGGAAGAAUCCCGGGAUUAGAAUCUCCCGCGGUACGCCAGGGACUGACCGCGUCCCUCACUCCAGAACUUGAGAAAGAAAGCCAAAUAAAUUUGGCUGAGAUUGAAGCGGUCUCGCGAGGCGGGAUGAUACCGCGUGUCGGGAACACGCGCGCGAUGUCGUCAGAAGUUCCUGUAGAGGAUUUAUCUGACUCGCAAGGAGGGCGCUAUGUACCGCUUGACAGUGUUAUUAACGAUUUGCGGGAGCAUAUCGGGGAAGAACCGCUUAAUGAAAAUUUAUUCAAAUAGACUUCGCGUGAAUUUUAUAUAGACAAUGUCGAUAUGUGCAUUUUAGGAAUUGUAACUUCAUGAAUACAAAAUAUUGCAAAUAUUUUUGCUUCAUAAGUCCCAGGGGGAUAUCUAAUAUAGACCCGUUUGUGAGAGGAAGUAUUCGACUGAAUUGAAUCGAUUCAGUAACAAUGUGCUAUUGUAGCCUCAUUUGCGUUACAAAUUGUUUGAGACAUGAAGAAACUUUUGCAAGAUUUCAAAUGAACUACUAAACUAGUUAUAAAAUUACUUUUCGUCCACCAAAUGUUGUUGUUUAUUGUAGGUGGUACCGUUCAAUAAAUUGGUUCGAGUAACCUUCAAAACA
Molecule: messenger RNA, 6157 nt
Organism: Dendronephthya gigantea
Lineage: Eukaryota; Metazoa; Cnidaria; Anthozoa; Malacalcyonacea; Nephtheidae
Exons: 22
Coding region: 721-5814 (1697 amino acids)
Source: RefSeq, a predicted model, not a curated record